Saxophila tyrrhenica is the source of this 1044-nucleotide messenger RNA. RefSeq lists its product as uncharacterized. NCBI's taxonomy places the organism in Eukaryota, Fungi, Ascomycota, Dothideomycetes, Mycosphaerellales, Extremaceae. The transcript has a single exon. Bases 1 to 1044 code for a protein of 347 amino acids. The record is from RefSeq and is a predicted model, not a curated record. Gene Ontology annotation, biological process: carbohydrate metabolic process.
AUGCCAACGCUCGCCAAAUUCAAGGAGGCAACUGAAACCGUCUAUGGCCCUCUUGCCGGAGAGGCCGAACAAUGGACGCCUCCUGAGUGCUCUGGUGGGCAUCGCGGUCGAUACUUAUGGACUGAUGCGUUUGGCGUACUCAACUUCAUAACCUUGGCGAAGGAGAGCCAGGAUCCAGGCCACAUUACGCGGGCGGUGUCUCUGGCAGACACUGUACACAAUGUACUCGGACGCACUCGUGAUGGCAAAGCCUGGCUGCCGGGUGCCAGCAAUGACAAUCCAGUCGGAGGAGGCUUGCGGAUUGGCAAAGAAGAUGAAGGCGGGAGCGAUGGUGACGGACAGUACCAUCAUUAUCUCACGCUCUGGAUGUUCGCUCUCAACAGACUCUCAAAGGCCACGAACGACAAGGUACACAACGACCGAGCCGUAGCUCUGGCGAAGGCAAUCCAUCUUCACUUCUUCGUCGAUCGAGCAGGAGCACGGCCACGAAUGGUCUGGAAGAUAGCCAUGGAUCGUUCAAGACCACUGGUGCACUCGCAAGGCAACCUCGACCCGAUCGAUGGCCUAGUCGUGUUCCGCAAGCUUCAAGCGGCGUCUGAUGACCCUACCGUGCUAAAGGAAGAAAUCUCAGACUACCAAAGGAUCAUCGAGCUCAAGGGCAAACACUUCGUCUCCUCAGAUACCCUCGACUUAGGCAUGACUCUGUGGACCUCCCACUGGUUAGCCGAUCGUGAAGCUUACUUCGCCGACCUCACCAAGCAGGCCGAUAGCCAAGUACAUAAGCUAUUUGACCAGGGCUAUCUCGAAAGGCCCACUUCUCGCAGGCUUGCCUUCCGCGAGUACGGGACCUGCCUUGGCAUUGGUUGUAUGGAGCAGUCAGACGAGAUCUCGCAGACGUAUCGGAACCAUAUCAUCACGACUUGGGAAGAGCAUCGCUCAAGCACGCCUGGCGACUUGAGGGCCAUCAGUGAGGUGAUGCGUGCUGCAGCGUUGAUUCCUGGUGCUUUCAAGAAAGGCUACCUUGGGCCUGAGCCGGAGAUGUGA